AUGGCUAUAUAUAUUUUGGCGGUUCUGGCUGUUGACAAAUUACCAAUUAUCCCUACUGCACUAGAAUUAAUUGGGAUACUAUUUACUACGUGGUUUACAUAUGGAUAUCUCUUGUUCAAGCCCGACCGUUACUCUUUUGAUGUUAAGGCAUUGACAGACCAAUUUCCUGCUGCUAUUCCACUUACUUUGGUACUGAAACAAUUUUUGGCAGACCGGAGCCUUGAUCAGUCCUACUCUGGUGGCUUAAGCUCAUCAAAAUCAUCUUCAUCGGCAGUCAAGUUAUCAUUAUUAGCUGCCUUGGAGGGAAAAUUUGCAUUCGAAAAGAUCACUAAAAGUUUUAGAUCUUCUUCAACUCUUGCUGCUAGCUACUUUACUUUGAAAAAAGAAGGGAAAUUAUCAUUUGAAAGAGUCAUGUCAAUCGAUAAGUCAUGGAUUGGAAAACCACGAACCACGCAUGAGUAUAAAGAUGGUUUAAACAAGUUUUUGGAUUUUGCUUUUGAGCAUCGAUCUCUUGCGGGUCGUCAGAUUAAAUGCCCUUGUCCGGUGUGUGGUUUUGGCAAGUGGCAAGCAAGAGAGAAAGUUUUUGAACAUUUAAUAGUCAAGCCAUUUCCAGAAAACUACAAAGUUUGGUAUUGGCAUGGUGAAGAAGUAGUUGGAGUUGGGUCACAAGUUCAUCAAACUAGUCACAUUGUACAAGAUGAUUCGACAUCUCAGCAUCCAAUGGUAACAAUGCUCAAUGACGCGUUUGGAGUUGCUGGACCUGACUUGAAUGAAGAUGGAGAUGGAGAUGAAGACAACAUAGAAGAUGGAGAUGGAGACAAUGCAGAAAAUGAAGAGCACAAUGGAAAAAAUGUGGAAUUUUACAAGUUGUUAGAAGAUGGCAAUGAACAAUUGUAUGAAGGGUGCACAAAGUAUUCAAAAUUGUCUUUCUUAAUUAGUCUGUAUCACAUAAAGUGCUUAUAUAGAAUAAGCGACAAAGCCAUGACCGAAAUUCUCAAGUUAUUAAAAGAUGCCUUUGGAAAUGCAAAGAUUUCAAAUACAUUCUAUGAGGCCAAGAAAAUCAUAAAUAAACUAGGGCUUAAUUAUACCAAGAUACCUGCUUGCCCUAAUGACUGCAUGUUAUAUUGGGGGAAGGAUGAAGAUUUGCAAGAAUGCAAAAGAUGCAAGACAUCUAAAUGGAGCGAUGUUAAAAAGAAGAAACCAGCAAAGAUCUUGCGAUACUUUCCACUAAAACCGAGACUUCAACGAUUAUUCAUGUGUUCUAAGACUGCUCAGUCAAUGCAAUGGCAUGCUUUGGCAGAAAAGAAAGAUUCGAAGAUGAGGCAUCCGCGGGAUUCUGAAGCUUGGAAGACAUUUGAUUUACUUCAUGAUAGGUUUGCCGAAGAUCCUCGAAAUGUACGUCUUGGUCUUGCAGCUGAUGGAUUCAACCCCUUUGGAGCUAUGCGUACAAACUAUAGCGUUUGGCCAGUGGUGCUUAUUCCAUACAAUCGGCCUCCAUGGGAGUGCAUGAAGCCAACAUCACUUAUCUUGUCAAUGAUUAUUCCUGGAGAGAAAAUGCCGGGGAACAACAUAGACGUAUACUUACAACCUCUUAUUAAAGAGUUAAAAGAGUUGUGGUAUGAUGGUGUUCAAACAUUAGAUAGGUUUAGGAAUGAAAUGUUUACAUUGCGAGCAGCAUUAAUGUGGACAAUUAGUGAUUUUCCAGGCCUUGGUAACUUAUCUAGGUGGAAUGUACACAGUAAAUAUGCUUGUCCUACAUGUAACUUCAGCACUGAUUCAUAUAGAUUAAAGCAUGGUGGAAAAUGGUGUUUUUUGGGGCAUCGCCGUUUCUUAGAAAGGGGUCAUAAGUUUAGGCUAAGUCGUGCAAAAUUUAAUGGAAAAGUUGAGUUGAGGGAUCCCCCAGCAGUACUAACAGGAUCAGAAAUAUUGGAACAACUUGAAGGAAUCAAUGUUUCAUUUGGGAAAGAACUACAGGAAAGUAAAGGUAAGAGGAUUCGACGAAAAGUUGUUGAAGAAGAUGAUGAAUCGGGGAUGUGGAGGAAGAAAAGCAUAUUUUUUGAUCUUCCUUAUUGGGAGUCUAACUUAUUGCGCUAUAAUCUAGAUGUUAUGCACAUUGAAAAGAAUGUUUGUGACAAUGUAUUAUACACUUUGCUCAAUGAGACAGGAAGGUCAAAGGAUAAUCUCAAAGCUCGUAAGGAUCUUAAAGAAAUGGGUAUAAGGAAAGAUUUAUGGCCAGAUGAAAAUGGGAGAUAUCAUCCACCUUUGUUCACAAUGUCAAAUUCCAUGAAAGAUAUAUUCUUGCGUACUAUAAAGAAUAUUAGAGUACCAGAUGGUCUCUCGAGUAAUAUUUCACAGUGUGUUGACCUAAAGCAAAGAAAGCUUUCUGGAUUGAAGAGCCAUGAUUGCCACGUUCUUAUGCAGCAACUAUUACUCAUUGCCAUACGUAAUGUGCUGCCAGAUAAAGUUACUGCAGUGCUAAUAAAGUUGUCUUCAUUCUUUCAACAGUUGUGCUCUAAAAGCUUAAGUCUUACAGAACUUGAGAAGCUCCAACCUCGAAUUAUCCUUACCCUUUGUCAUUUAGAAAUGUUGUUCCCUCCUUCUUUCUUUACAAUCAUGGUUCAUUUAACUUGUCAUCUAGUUGAUGAAGCAAAAUUCGGAGGACCAGUACACUAUAGGUGGAUGUAUCCUAUUGAGAGGUAUUUAGGUCAUUUGAAGUCCUAUGUACGAAACAAAGCUAAAUCAGAAGGUUCUAUAGCUGAGGGAUACGUGGCUGAAGAAGCUCUUACAUUUUGCUCUCGAUACUUAGAAGGGAUUGAGACAAGAUUUAAUAGGCCACCACGUGUUGAUGAUCGUCCGGAUGAUAAUUACAGUACACAUGUAGAUUCCCUUUUUCCACAAAUGGGGAACUCAAAGGGAGCUUUCACAGUAUUUGAGUUGUCACCUAUGGAAAAAAAACAAGCACAUCGAUAUGUGGUUUUAAAAUGUCCAUAUGUCAAACCGUUCAUUGAUGACUUCAAAGAUUUUGUACGAAGACGAUCUAAGGGUAGAAGGCCUUCAAAUGUAGAGAUAGAAAAAAGAGUCAAUAAAGAUUUUGUUACUUGGUUUCAUGCGCAGCUUAUGAACCCAGAUAUUAUGAAUACUGUGCAUGAGGAUUUGAGAUACUUAGCAAGGGGUCCAUCACGAUAUGCCAAGAGGUUUUCUACAUUUAGUAUUAAUGGGUUCUCCUUUCGAACUACCAAUCGAGACAAAGGGUUAAAGACCCAGAAUAGUGGAGUUUUUUUAAUGUCUUCAACUCCUUGUGUUGCUAGCGCUAGUGAUGCUGAUGUUAGGAAUGCUGAUUUGUCAUAUUAUGGAAAACUAGAAGAUAUUAUAGAACUAAACUACAAUGGCCGAUUUCGGGUUACUUUAUUCAAAUGUAAAUGGGCUGACACCACUAGAGAACGGGGCUGUAGAAAGGAUAAUUGGGGUUUUACUUCUAUUAAUUUUUCACGAGUAAUACACAGUGGUGACCGAGAGGAGGAUGAUCCAUAUAUUGAAGCCUCACAAGCUCGAAUGGUGUAUUUUGUCAAUGAUGAAGUGAAUAAAGAUUGGAGUGUUGUCGUGCAUUUGAAGCCAAGAGAUUCAUAUGAUAUGGGGGGAAAUGAAGAUGAUGAACCAUGCGAGAAUGAGCCAUGGUUAGAGCAAAACUUAGAUUCUUUAUUUGAAAAUGGUGAUAAUCUAUCAUUGUUAAGAGAUGAGGUAGAUGAUGAACUACUAGAUAAUAACAUUGGAGAAGACGAACACAUGUUAGAAUAG
Arachis stenosperma is the source of this 3795-nucleotide messenger RNA. RefSeq lists its product as uncharacterized. NCBI's taxonomy places the organism in Eukaryota, Viridiplantae, Streptophyta, Magnoliopsida, Fabales, Fabaceae. Bases 1 to 3795 code for a protein of 1264 amino acids. The record is from RefSeq and is a predicted model, not a curated record. The transcript is spliced from 11 exons.